Molecule: messenger RNA, 2015 nt
Organism: Salvelinus sp. IW2-2015
Lineage: Eukaryota; Metazoa; Chordata; Actinopteri; Salmoniformes; Salmonidae
Gene: ppp2r2ab
Product: protein phosphatase 2, regulatory subunit B, alpha b
Cellular component (GO): protein phosphatase type 2A complex; cytosol
Molecular function (GO): protein phosphatase regulator activity; protein binding
Source: RefSeq, a predicted model, not a curated record
ACUGUCUGUGGAUGGUGGGUGUCGGAAGGGUGGGAAGACUUGUCGGGGAGGGUGUGUGAGUGAACAAGCCAGAACGUCUCGGUCUCACGAUUCAGUUUCUUCAUUUGAGAGACCGCUUGCACGAGUCAUAACCUGACAAACAAGCCCGGGAAUCCCUCUAGCCAUGGCAGGAGCUGGAGGUGGGAGCAAUGACGUGCAGUGGUGCUUCUCACAGGUGAAGGGGGCCAUUGAUGACGACGUUGCCGAAGCCGACAUCAUAUCUACCGUGGAGUUCAACCACUCAGGGGAGCUGCUAGCCACAGGAGACAAGGGUGGCAGGGUCGUCAUCUUUCAGCAGGAAAUAGAGAAUAAGAGUCAGCCACAGUGCCGUAGUGAGUACAAUGUUUACAGUACUUUCCAGAGCCAUGAGCCCGAGUUUGACUACUUGAAGAGUUUAGAGAUCGAGGAGAAAAUCAACAAAAUCCGCUGGCUGCCCCAGAAGAACGCAGCUCAGUUCCUGUUGUCCACAAACGACAAAACCAUAAAGUUGUGGAAGAUCAGUGAACGAGACAAGCGACCAGAGGGCUACAACCUGAAAGAGGAGGAUGGACGCUACAUAGACCCCAACACUGUCACUGCACUUCGAGUGCCUGUGUUUAGACCCAUGGACCUCAUGGUGGAGGCGAGCCCUCGCAGGGUGUUUGCCAACGCGCACACCUACCACAUCAACUCCAUCUCCAUAAACAGUGACCAUGAGACGUAUCUAUCCGCAGACGACCUGCGCAUCAAUCUCUGGCACCAGGAGAUCACCGACCGCAGCUUCAACAUUGUGGAUAUAAAGCCAGCCAACAUGGAGGAGCUGACGGAGGUGAUUACAGCAGCUGAGUUCCAUCCACACCAGUGCAACACCUUUGUCUACAGCAGCAGCAAGGGCACCAUCCGCCUCUGUGACAUGAGGGCAUCAGCACUAUGUGACACGCACUCCAAAUUGUUCGAGGAGCCGGAGGACCCCAGCAACCGCUCCUUCUUCUCUGAGAUAAUCUCUUCCAUCUCAGACGUCAAGUUCAGCCACAACGGGCGCUACAUGAUGAUCCGUGACUACCUGUCUGUCAAGAUUUGGGACCUCAACAUGGAGAACAGGCCCGUGGAGACAUACCAGGUUCACGAGUACCUCAGGAGUAAGCUGUGCUCGCUCUAUGAAAAUGACUGCAUCUUCGACAAGUUUGAGUGCUGCUGGAACGGAAAUGACAGUGUGGUGAUGACGGGCUCAUACAACAAUUUCUUCCGGAUGUUUGACCGGGGCCAGAGGCGUGACGUGACCCUGGAGGCGUCCCGGGAGGGCAGUAAGCCACAGCAGGUCCUGAAGCCCCGCAAGGUGUGUGCCGACGGGAAGCGGAAGAAGGAUGAGAUCAGUGUAGACAGCCUGGACUUCAACAAGAAAAUCCUCCACACUGCCUGGCACCCUCAGGACAACAUCAUCGCCGUGGCAACCACCAACAACCUCUAUAUAUUCCAGGACAAAGUGAACUAGAUGUUUUCUGUGAAGGCAGACUCCACUACCUUCAGCCUUUAAUUUUAGUCAAGAACAAAAUGUGUGACAACAUCGCCGUCAACAACAACUAACCUGUCAUUGGACAAAACAGACUUUGCAAUGUUUCCAGGUGUGGAAAACUGGAACCAUAUUCUUGCCCACCAUCAGCCUCUGUGGCACAGUGAUGCGUCACUCACCAUGAUAUUGUUUUGGUGGUGAUGUGCCAAUCUGUGCGUCGCCUGCCCAGUAUCGCCCAGCCCCAGGGCAACAUGGGAAACUCGUUUAAUUUAUAUGUAUGUCUGACAUGCACAAUUUCUUUGGGGGGGGGUCGAGGGCUAGUAAAAAAAAWUUUUUUUAAACACGCCGAGAACCAUCCCUGCUCCUUCAGCACCUCUCAUUGUCUGGUGCCAUAGUCAUGUUUUUUUUUUAUUAGUCAACUGCCAAACUGUUCUGUUUUAAUUCAAUUACAAGAACUGGUGUUCUGUUUCUAUUGUUUCUCAUACCA